Pseudonaja textilis is the source of this 1689-nucleotide messenger RNA. Lineage: Eukaryota; Metazoa; Chordata; Lepidosauria; Squamata; Elapidae. The record is from RefSeq and is a predicted model, not a curated record.
AUGAAGUCUGGGCCCCCUGCAUUAGAGAAUCCAAAGGACUUUACCCGGAAGCUGAAGAUUGCAACUAAUGCAGCUGUGCACAUUGCAGCUAAUGCAGCACCUUUGGAGCCAUGUGUGGAUACUGAUGAUGUUCUAACCAAAGAAGAACAGAUUUAUUUGCUGAAUGAAGCAAAAUCAACAUGUCACAAUCAAAUAAAUGGCCAUAAGGAGCAAAUCCAAGAUGGUCAUUGUUUACCUGAAUGGGAUGGAAUCAUUUGCUGGCCAACAAGCCUCCCAGGUAAAAAAGCAGCGAUUCCUUGUCCAGACUACAUCUAUGAUUUCAACCAUCAUGGUCAUGCCUACAGACGUUGCAAUGAUGAUGGAAAUUGGCAAUUGGUCCCUAAUACGAACAAAACCUGGGCCAAUUACACAGAAUGUGUCCUCUUCUUUGCCCCAGAACAGCAGGACCAAGAAAAGGAGUUGUUUGACCGUUUGCACAUCAUCUAUACAGUUGGCUAUUCUAUCUCCUUGGCCUCCCUUGUGGUUGCUAUGUGUAUCCUUUGCUUCUUCAAGCACCUUCACUGCAAUCGGAAUUAUAUCCAUCUCCACCUUUUUGCCUCUUUCAUCUGCCGAGCUGGGAGCAUCUUUGUGAAAGAUAUAGUUUUAUAUUCUACCUUCCGCCCAGAAGGACUGGUGAAAGGACAAGACCAUGAUUGGGAUGCUGAAGAGCUAACCCUCACUUUGGGACCAAGAACCCAGUUGGCAGGUUGCAAAGUAGCAGUGACUGUCUUCCUCUAUUUCCUGGCUACCAACCAUUAUUGGAUCUUGGUGGAAGGUCUCUACCUCCACAGUUUAAUCUUCAUGGCUUUCCUGUCCAACAAAAGCUACUUGUGGGCCCUCACCCUCAUUGGAUGGGGGUCACCUGCUGUCUUUGUAUCUAUCUGGGCCGGUGUAAGAGCAUCUCUGGCAGAUACACAAUGCUGGGACCUCAGUGCUGGAAACAUGAAAUGGAUCUACCAGGUCCCAAUCUUAGCAGCGAUUAUGGUGAAUUUUUUUCUUUUCCUCAAUAUUGUGAGAGUUCUGGCAUCCAAACUAUGGGAAACAAACACAGGGAAAUUAGAUCCACGACAACAGUACAGAAAACUAUUGAAGUCAACCCUAGUCCUGAUGCCUCUCUUUGGUGUCCAUUACAUGGUGUUCAUGGCUACGCCUUACACAGCUGUCUCCAGCACACUUUGGCAGAUACAGAUGCAUUAUGAGAUGCUCUUCAAUUCUUUACAGGGCUUCUUCGUGGCUCUAAUUUACUGCUUUUGCAAUGGUGAGGUACAAACUGAAAUUAAAAAAGCUUGGUUCCGGAGAAAUUUGCUACUGGAUAUAAAGCAGAAGACCCGUAUCACCAGCACAGGAGGGAGCUGUUAUUAUGGUGGCCUAACAUCCCAUGCAACCAAUAGCAUCAGUCUGAGUAUGGCCAGCUGGGGCACAACCUCUGCAACCGCCAUAGCUAUGCCUUUGGUUGCCAGAAAUUGGCUAUUGCAGCUAGCCAGCAGUGGAGCUACACUGGAAUACUUCCCUGUUUCUUCCACUCUGUAUAACAGCUUGAGUCAGGAGAUGAUGCAGAAAGGUCCUGAGGAGAUAAUUAAGGUUUUGGUAGAUUCUCCAGACCUAGAAAACCAUUCCUGCUUGAAAAAAGAUAUUGAGACCAUGCUAUAA